Messenger RNA from Aureococcus anophagefferens, 2496 nucleotides. RefSeq lists its product as hypothetical. Gene Ontology annotation, biological process: nuclear-transcribed mRNA catabolic process, deadenylation-dependent decay. NCBI's taxonomy places the organism in Eukaryota, Pelagophyceae, Pelagomonadales, Pelagomonadaceae. The transcript is spliced from 2 exons. Bases 1 to 2496 code for a protein of 831 amino acids. Gene Ontology annotation, molecular function: 3'-5'-RNA exonuclease activity. The record is from RefSeq and is a predicted model, not a curated record. Gene Ontology annotation, cellular component: mitochondrion.
AUGGCGGACUUCGACCUCGAGGCCUUCAAGAAGAUGACGCCCAAGGAGAAGAUGGCGCUGGCGAAGAAGUACACGCCGGAGCAGAUCGCCAAGUUCCAGGAGCAGCUCGCCGACGAGGAUCUGGACGACAUGGACUACGGCGUGCCCACGGGCAUGGUCGAGGAGGAAGAAGAAGAGUUCGUCUACAACGAGCGCGCCUGGAUCGACGAGCACGGCGUCUACCGCACGCCCGAGGCCUGGAAGGACCCCUGGGUCAUCCCCACGGACCCCACGGACUGGGGCUUCGGGCCGAUAUUCCGCGGCCCGCACUACUCGCCCUACCCCAAGUUCCCCGAGGGCAACUACCCCGAGGACCUCGUCAAGUGGGAGGACUGGAAGGACGCGCCGACGCAGAUCCCGGAGGAGUUGCUGCCGCGGAAGUGCCCCGAGCCGACGGUCGACUGGGAGCGCGACCCCGUGACGGGCAACCCCGUCGUCUGGGAGGAGUACAAGAAGGAGUUCCUGGACCCCCUGCCGGACCCCGAGGUGCUGGACCGGGACCCGACGGAGGAGGAGAUCGAGGACAUGGUGGAGCUCAUCUACCACCGCAUGUACAUGCGCGGCGUGAAGUUUUUCCCCUUGGACGGCACGACGCGCCACGUCAAGAAGAGCAAGCGGAAGACGAAGAAGUCGACCUGGGGCAACGAGCUCAACGGCCAGCUGCCGCUCAUGGGGCCCGACGGGCCCGGCUCGAAGAAGGUCGGCGAGCAGUGGCCGCCGAUCUGGCGAGACGAGGACAUCCCGCUCACGCUCCGGCCGAACGUCACGGAGAAAUUCUGGGCGGGCAACGCGGCCCAGGAGGACACGACGGGGCCCGAGUUCGGCUACAUGGACCCCAAGACCGGCGAGGCCGUCGCGGGCACCGUCGCGGGCAAGUUCGAGGACUACUACGACACGUCCGUCGAGGACGCGGAGCGCGAGGAGAAGCUCGCCGCGGAGCGCGCCAAGGCGGGCUACCUCGAGAACGGCAACGGCGUCGAGGCCGAGGAGGUCGACGACGUCGACGAGGACAAGGACUACAACCUGCUGGCGCCCUUGUUUGUGCGGCCCAUCGACAAGCGCACGGGCGCCGUCCAGCCCUUCGCCGCCUUCGCCUGGGUGCCCGACGACGUGCUGGCCUGGCCCGCGCGGCGAGACGCGCUGGCCGCCCAGGUGCGGCGCGUCGCGGCGACGGCCGACGUGCUGUGCCUGCAGGAGGUCGAGUUCGAGGGCUGCGGCGACGACCGCGCGCCGCCCGCGUGGCUCGUCGACGCGCUCGGCGCCGGCUGGACCGUGACGCCGCCGCCGCCGCGCGACCUCGAGCGCCACGCGCAGCGCAACGAGCGCGUGCUCGGCCGCGCGACGGCCGUCGCGGCGUGCGUCUGCGUGGGCCGCGGCUGGCGCGUCGCGUGGACGGGCGAGGGCAACGCGACGCAGCGCGUGCUCGUCGGCGUCGCCAAGGGCGACGGCGCCGAGGUCGCCGUCGCGUCGGCGCAUCUGGACGCGGGCUCCGAGGAGAAGCGCGUCGGCAUGGUGCUCGGGAUUAUGGACGCGGCGCGGUCGAAGCUCGGCGGCGGGCGGAACCUGCGGCUGGUGAUCGCGGGCGACCUCAACGCGGAGCUCGACGCCGGCUCCGCGCUCGGCGCCAUGGUCGGCGACGAGAGCGCCGACGGCGCGGCGCGCGCCGCCGCGCGGCGGAGCGCGUGCGCCGUCGCGCUGCGUAGGGAGCCGUCGGACGGCGACCUCGGCGCCUGGGCCGAGCUCUUGGACAAGGCGAGGACGCGGACGGCGGCGGCGCUCCGCGGCGGGCUUUUGCAACGCGUCCCCCUCGGGCCGACGCGCGCGGGCCACGACCACGAGGCGCCGGACUUUCCGGCGUCGCCGCGCAUGGCGACGUGGAAGCUGGACCACGUCCUCUGCACGCCCGCGCUCCGGCCGGCCGCGCGCUGGGCGAGCCUCGAGGCCGACGCGCCGUCGCGCGCCGCGGGGCUGCCGAACGCGUCGUGGCCCAGCGACCACUACCCCGUCGCGGCGGCGCUCGCGCUCCCCGGCGCCCGGGGAGACCCCGCGGAGACGGACCUCUCGGAAGCCGCGGGGGCGGCGCUCCGAGAUCUCGCGGUCGCGGAGGCGGCCGCGAUGAAAGCGUUCGAGGCCGACGACGCAGCGGACGCGGACGCGGACGCGGCGGCGGCGGCGGCCGCGCCGCCGUCGUCGGGCAAAAAGAAGCAAAAGCCGCCGCCGGACGUCAUCGAGCGGAAGAAGCGCCGGCGGAAGCGGAAGCAGGACCUCGCGAAGGCCUCGGCCGCGCGGCGCCGCGCCUUCGCGGUCGCGCUGGACCCGGGCGACUACGACGUCGUCGAGGCGAAGCUCCUGAGGUUCGCGCCGUCGCCGGACCCCGUCGAGGCCUGGUGCGCGACGUCCAAGGACGGCGACCUCGCCGCGCUGCUCCCGCCGGGUUUUGCCCCCUCCCCCGGUUGA